CCGGUUUAGGGAGAGUGUUAGCCACUUACAUUUAAAGUCGGAACUCGCACGUCUGUGUGUCUUAAAUUGUUUCAUUUUCAGCUAUAUUGACCUUUGUGCAACACCGAAAGAACUGGCGCGGCAAUAGCUUCGUGGAAAAAGUAAUCUCUUCGUAACGUUCCCGUGGAUGAUCCUUAUGUAUAUAGCUAGUUACGACUAUCAGCGUCAGUUGACCGACGUAGCUGUUAGCUAGCUGGGGUAACGUUAGCUGCUUGAGAGCUGCUUUCGACCUGAUAAAAUUGUGAUAAAUUAUCGGACAGUAGUUGUUCUCCGUCAUUGUGCAAUCAUAUAUUAAGGGUAUGGACUCUGUCAAGAUACCAAAGGACACAAAACCUCAAAGGCCUGAAGUAAAGUCACAUGGCAAUGGGCCAAAACGGAUUCCUGUGUCACAACAGUUGAUUCAGAAGUCUGUAGUCACCCCAACUCAGUAUCAGCGAGUCCUCGGUGUGUCAAAUGGACCUCAGCGCAUUCAGCGGCCUGUGAGCCAUCAGAAACCAGUAUCUCAUGUCUCUGUUGCUGCCAAGUCCACACACACUGCUGAUCAGAACGCGAACCCUGCUACUCAGAAUGUAAAUCCUGCACCACAGCCCAAAUCCGGUUCCCAGCAAAACCAGCCAAAGACACAUGUGCCAACAGUGAAACCAGAGUUGACCACACCAGCAUCAGAAUCGGCAAAGCUGGAGAAGCCACAGAAUAAACCAGCCAAGAAUGAUGCUGCAAACGCCUCUUCAUCAAAAAAGCCAUGGAGCCUGGAAAAUUUUGACAUUGGCCGUCCCUUAGGAAAGGGUAAGUUUGGAAAUGUCUACCUGGCCAGAGAGCGACAGUCUAAGUUCAUCUUGGCCCUGAAGGUGCUUUUCAAGAAGCAGCUGGAGAAGGCCGGUGUGGAGCACCAGCUGAGGAGAGAAGUGGAAAUCCAGUCUCACCUCAGGCAUCCUAAUAUCUUGCGCCUCUAUGGGUACUUCCAUGACACGUCUCGCGUGUAUCUCAUCCUUGAGUUUGCACCCAAAGGAGAGCUGUACAGUGAGCUGCAACGCAGUGGAAAUUUUCCAGAGAGCCAAAGUGCUACAUACAUCAUGGAACUGGCAGAUGCCCUCAAUUAUUGCCACAGCAAGAAGGUGAUCCACAGAGACAUCAAGCCAGAGAACCUGUUGCUGGGGGCCAACGGUGAGCUAAAGAUUGCGGAUUUUGGCUGGUCUGUUCACACCCCUUCCUCAAGGAGAUCCACUCUGUGUGGAACUCUUGACUACUUACCUCCAGAGAUGAUUGAGGGGAAAACUCAUGAUGAAAAGGUGGACCUGUGGAGUCUUGGUGUCCUUUGUUUUGAAUUUCUGGUUGGAAAACCCCCCUUUGAAGCAAAAACUCACGAGGAAACCUACCGCAGGAUUUCAAGGGUGGAGUACACUUACCCUGCACAGACCAAUAUCAGUGCUGGAGCUAAAGACUUGGUUGCCAGGCUGCUGAAACACAAUCCCAUGCACAGACUGCCCAUUGAGGGCGUGCUCUCCCACCCCUGGGUGGUCCAGAACUCGACCAAGAAGCCAAUAACUUUGAAUAACGAAGAGCUCAGUCAGUGAUGUUCUCCACUCAGCGUCUGAGGGCUGUACAUGAGAGUGUGGAGUAUUGCAGAAUGCAGGCUGUACACAGGUAUGCAACCCGAACACCGAUGUGCAGCUGAAUCUGCUUCUACUGCUAGUUGGACUACAAAAUCCCUUCACAUGGAUGUUUUCUGUCUGCAGACAUCUUGAGCCACUUGGUUAUGUGUUUUCUUUUAAUUUCUUUCCUGUUUUACCAAUGGCAUCAUCUUGCUUGUAAAUAUUUUACCGUUUUUGCAUAAUUAUGAAUAUUUUAUCGAGCUUUUCUAAAAUGCCAUUACUUGAAAUAAAAAUGACCAUUCAUCAAAUAUGUCACUUUGAAGUUAACCUAUAUGUGUUUAUUCUUGUUUGUUGUGUUUGCAUUUCAAACCUGAAUUGUUAAAGUAUUUAGUAAAACGGACUUUGCACUAAGCUGAAUAAGUGAGAGGAUUCCAUCAAUUUACUGUUUUAUCAGCAGCCUCUAGUGGUGGAACAUCAGCAGAGGGUGCCAGAAAACCACUAGCACUGGGAUCUUGUUACAGGUUUAGUGAAUUGAAAAUGAUUUUCUGCUAGUACAAUAAAAUUUUAAACUGUAAAGAAAGUAAUAGUUUUUGCUGGGUUGUUUUUUCUUAAAUUACUUGUAUCCUGAAUGUAAUGAGUUUCCCCACGAAUAUGAGUAUAUAAAUGAUAAAAUGUUACUUUCAUAUGUUAACAGCUUAUAGUCAGGCUAUUUAAAAGCUGCUUUACGUUUCGAAGUUGUAUCAUGGGAUAAAGUAUGAACACCUGUUCUAGGAGUUCCUCACCGAGAUUAUCCAAAUAGUGUUAAUGUGUGUGUUUUUUGUUUUUUUUAAAGCAGACACUGGGAUAAAAAUGACUUGGAAGGGAUUAAAUAGCAUGAAUUGUGUUUUUGAAAUAAAGAAAUAUGGGUUGACCAGGGACAGUGGUGAGUAUUCUAUUGUUAUAGAAUGCCUAAUUGGACUUCUAAUGGAAAUGCUGUUAUUAUAACAAUAAAGCUAUGAAAUAAGUCUGCAA
This is a messenger RNA of Stegastes partitus (bicolor damselfish), 2642 nucleotides long. RefSeq names its product aurora kinase A (gene aurka). NCBI's taxonomy places the organism in Eukaryota, Metazoa, Chordata, Actinopteri, Pomacentridae. The transcript is spliced from 9 exons. Gene Ontology annotation, biological process: protein phosphorylation. Bases 339 to 1613 code for a protein of 424 amino acids. Gene Ontology annotation, molecular function: ATP binding; protein kinase activity. The record is from RefSeq and is a predicted model, not a curated record.